This is a messenger RNA of Bombyx mandarina (wild silkworm), 1202 nucleotides long. RefSeq lists its product as uncharacterized. Lineage: Eukaryota; Metazoa; Arthropoda; Insecta; Lepidoptera; Bombycidae. The record is from RefSeq and is a predicted model, not a curated record.
UGGCUCUCGACCCGUCGGUUAUCAUACGAGAGGCAGAUACGCGAGCGGCAGUGCCAGAAAGGGACGCAGCUUUCCGAAGUCCGUUUUCAACAGGUCCAAUCGAAUCCCGUCAUGUGCUACUUCAGCAUAAUUCUGAUUAUUUUCGAGACGUGCCUCGCGUGAAGAACCAGACGACAUGGAGCUACGAAGACUCAAACUACUGUUGCUUCUGGCAAAUAUAACUGGAGUCGUUUUGGUUGCGGGUAUGGACGACGUUUGGGUGGAGCUACGCGCUCCGCGGUUCGUUGUACAUCACCACAGCGCUACGCUCAACUGCGAGCAUAAUGUCGACUCCGACUCACUUUAUAAGGUAGUAUUUUUCAAGAACGGCCAAAGGAUAAUGAAGUUUGUUCGCGGUCGGGAUCCGCCCUACGAGCUCUACAACAUCACCGGGGCUGAUUUAAACCUUUUGCAAUUGUCUCCGACUUCGUUAACGCUGGACAUGCUAGAUUUUACUGCAUCGGGCACGUACGCCUGUGAAAUAGCAUUGGAAACACCGUUGUAUUCAAAAGUGUCAAAACUACACGAUCUCACUGUUAUCGUGCGUCAGAAAAACCGUCCAAAGAUAAAAAUAAAGCAUAAAAAGCUAUCGUCCAGCGAACACUUGGAGGCGACGUGUCAGAGCGCUCCUGCCCACCCCGCGCCACACCUCACCUGGUUUAUAAAUAAUAUGAAGGUCGACGAGCGUCUCACAAUUCCCCAUGGCGCAGUAAAUGUUCAUCGUCACCACCACGGCAUGCCGCUAGCUAUAACCAACUCAUCUCUACGCUUCCCAUUGAGCAGCCUACAAUUAUUCCCUAACCAAACCGUGGAUAUCACCUGCCUCAGUACUAUACCUAGCUAUGCAAGCAUCAGCGAGGGAUUCGCUGAUGUUCAAAAUCACACUGUGACUGUGAAUGUCGUACGCCUGGAACCGGAGCCCACGCAGCUGCCCGUCAAAAUAAUUAGUUCGGAACUGAACUCGUCCCAACGCAUCUCAUCUCGACUACUCAUGUUCAUUGUAACAUUGGUCUGUCGUUUUAGCCAUAAUUUUUUUUAAAGAUCCAACGUAAAUAUGUAACAGAAAAUCUGUUUUUGAUGUCUGUGUAAUUUUGUAUUAAUUAAGAAAAAUAGUUUCCGUAAACGCUGUUAAUGUGAAUUUUCUUCGUACCAAUUUUGUUUUA